AUGUGGGAGAGGCGGGGUUGGAAGAACUGUGGGUCUGUUUUUCUUCUUACCAAAAAUGUUUCUGUUCCUCUUUCCAAACUGGGAAGUUUUGGAGCGCGUGGUGACAAAGGACAGCAAGGGGAGAGAGGUACCAUCGGCCCUGAUGGCAUUGUUGGACGAAAUGGACCCCCCGGCAUCCCAGGCUCCAGAGGAGAGCCAGGUCCAGGCGGUGACCUGGGCGUCAAAGGUGGCUCUGGACCUAAAGGAGUGCCAGGUGCCCCUGGCCCUGGGCUGACAGAUGAGCAGGUAUUGCAGCUGUGUAAAGGAGUGGUGACAGCUCAGAUCUCCCAGUAUGCAGCUUCCAUCCGGGCCAAGUGUUCCCAAGGCUGCCCUAUCAACAACCGCACACUUAUUGGGCCGCCCGGAACCAGGGGACCAACUGGAGAAUCAGGCAAACCCGGUAAAGCGGGCAAAGCUGGAGUCAUAGGAGGCAGGGGCAUCCAAGGGGACACGGGAGUGGAUGGUCAGAAGGGGGCAGAGGGUGAAAGAGGAACAAAAGGUCUGAAAGGAAAGGGGGGUGAGCCUGGUAAAGGUCUGCCAGGACACGAUGGGCAUCAAGGCCUCAGAGGGCUGCCAGGACACCCAGCAGAGCCAAAGAACGGUAUGGCAGGUCCCAGAGGGCCCCGUGGUUUCACAGGCGCUUUGGGCCAGCCUGGCAUGGCAGGCAACGCAGGAGUGCCUGGCUUCUGUGAGGCACGGGACUGCAGCAUUCACGCGCCUGUGAUGCGCAAGGAGCAGGGCCUAGUGAAGGGACCCCGUGAUCUAAGCCCCAAGAUUUAACCCCAACAAGGAGUUUCAGGAAAAGGUGAAGGAAUGGUCCACGACGAGAGGUCACUCUGGACGGUCGCUCCAUGGCAACAUUGAAGUUAAUUCCAUUCACAUCUCAGCCAAACCAGGAAUUGACAGAGUUUUGAACUGGGAAAUGACCAAUGUGUACAGCAUUGGUCUUUUUGAAUUUCAAGCCUAAUUCAAUUCCUGUAUUGACUGGUAUUGAAAUGGAAUUAAUCCGAGCACUGUUCAAUGGGGCUCACCAGUGAUGGAAGGGUUUGGUGGGACACGCUGGACUCUGCAAAGAGAUGAAACCAGCCUUGACGCAUUUCAUCUGAGCCAAGCAAGGCUCCAAAUUAACUCUGUUUAGGCAUAAUUGAUACCUUUUAUGUUAGGCCAAAAUGUAUUUUUUAUGCAGAAACAAAAAAUGUAAUUGUCUUCCUCCAUGCAAACCAUAAGUAAAGGCAAACCAUAAGUAAAGGGGCUUGAGAAACUGGCUAGACGAAAUUGGCAAAAAAUUAAACUUGCAGGAGUCUCUGGCUACCAGUCAGGUUUUGUUUUUGAUAUGAUCAACAAUGCUGUGUAUACAUUGAAAAUAAAAAGUGAUGUAAAUAAUUUUGUAAAGUA
Messenger RNA from Salvelinus namaycush (lake trout), 1434 nucleotides. RefSeq names its product collagen alpha-3(IX) chain-like. Bases 1 to 819 code for a protein of 272 amino acids. Lineage: Eukaryota; Metazoa; Chordata; Actinopteri; Salmoniformes; Salmonidae. The record is from RefSeq and is a predicted model, not a curated record. The transcript is spliced from 8 exons.